AUGUUGACACUGUUCUUGUGUCAAUUACUCUCUGUCACUCUCCUUAUCUCUCGGUCUUUCUCACUAUUUAUCUAUCUUUCUAUCUGUCUUCCUUUUUUCCUUUUCUUUUCAAAUCUCUUUCUCAUUCCCUUUGUCGAUCACUAUAAUCCUAACUUGUUUAAUUUCCGUCUUCUUUCUUUCUUUCUUUCUUUCUUUCUUUCUUAUUCAGUUAUUUUUCUUUUUUGUCUACUAAAGUUUUUUAUACUGUCUUUUUCCCUUCUGCCUGAUCGUAUUCUCACGCAAUUCUUUCUUUCUUUCUUCCUUUCUUUCUUUCUUUCUUUUAGCCUCCUUCUUCCUUCCUUCCUUUCUUUCAUUUUUCCUUCCUUUUUCUUUUCUUUUUUUAUCCCCAUGAACUUCUGUUUUUCUUUAUCCUUUCUGUCUCACUCCCUCCCUUCAUCUUCCCUUCAUGUUCCCUUCUUUCCUUUCUAUCUGUCCCCCAUUCUUUCUUUCUCCUUCUUUCUUUCGUUCUUUCUUUCUUUCUUUCUUUCUUCCUUCCUUCCUUCCUUCCUUCCUUCCUUAUUCAGUUAUUUUUCUUUUUUCCUCCUUCUUCCUUCCUUCCUUUCUUUCAUUUUUCCUUCCUUUUUCUUUUCUUUUUUUAUCCCCAUGAACUUCUGUUUUUCUUUAUCCUUUCUGUCUCACUCCCUCCCUUCAUCUUCCAUUCAUCUUCCCUUCUUUCCUUUCUUUCUGUCCCCCAUUCUUUCUUUCUCCUUCUUUCUUUCGUUCUUUCUUUCUUUCUUUCUUUCUUUCUUCCUUCCUUCCUUCCUUCCUUUCUUAUUCAGUUAUUUUUCUUUUUUGUCUCCUAAAGUUUUUUAUACUGUCUUUUUCCCUUCUGCCUGGUCGUAUUCUCACGCAAUUCUUUCUUUUUUUUUUCUUUCUUUCGUUCUUUCUUUCUUUCUUUCUUUCUUUCUUUCUUUCUUUCUUUCUUUUAGGCUCCUUUUUCUUUCUUUUCUUUCAUUUUUCCUUCAUUUUUCUUUUCUUUUUAUCCCCAUGAACUACUGUUUUCCUUUAUCCUUUCUGUCUCACUCCCUCCCUUCAUUUUCCUUUCUUUCCUUUCUUUCUGUACCCCAUUCUUUCCUUCUCCUUCUUUCUUUCUUUCUUUCUUUCUUUCUUUCUUUUUUUCUUUCUUUCUCUCUUCUGAAUUUUUUUCAUUUUGUCUUCCUUUAUUCCAUUUUUCUGAUCGAUUUCUCGAAUCUUCUUUCUUAUUUAUUUUUUUUCUUUUUAUGUCUCCAAAAAUUACCUUUCUGUCUUUUUUAUCAUUUUUGUCUAAUCGAAUUCUUUCUUUCUUUCUUUCUUUCUUUCUUUCUUUCUUUCUUUCUUUCUUUCUUUCUUUGUCCCCGACAUUUAUAUUUCUGCCUUUCUUUAUUCUUUCUAUCUAAUCGAUUUUUCCUUUCUUUCUUUUUUCGCGAUUAUUUUCUUUUUUAUUAUGUCCUUGAAUUUCUAUCUUUAUUUAUUCCUUCUCUCUGGUCGUUGUCUUGCACUUUCUUUCUUUCAUUCCACAUUUUCCAGUAUUUACCUUUCAUUUUUCUAUCCAUUCUCUCUUAA
This is a messenger RNA of Acanthosepion pharaonis, 1581 nucleotides long. NCBI's taxonomy places the organism in Eukaryota, Metazoa, Mollusca, Cephalopoda, Sepiida, Sepiidae. The record is from the annotation of a GenBank genome assembly.